Molecule: messenger RNA, 1553 nt
Organism: Ailuropoda melanoleuca (giant panda)
Lineage: Eukaryota; Metazoa; Chordata; Mammalia; Carnivora; Ursidae
Gene: KIR3DL2
Product: killer cell immunoglobulin like receptor, three Ig domains and long cytoplasmic tail 2
Exons: 9
Biological process (GO): immune response-regulating signaling pathway
Cellular component (GO): plasma membrane
Source: RefSeq, a predicted model, not a curated record
ACCAUGUCGCCUGUGGUCAUCAGCCUCACAUGUCUUGGGUUCUUCUCCAUCCAGAAGAUCUGGGCACAAAUGGGUGGUCAGGACAAGCCCUCCCUAUCUGCCUGGCCAAGCCCCGUGGUUCCUCAAGGACAGCAUGUGACUCUUCAGUGUCGCUCCCAUCACAAGUUUGACACAUUCAGAAUGUACAAGGACAAUGGCAUCCUCGUCUCCAAGCUCCACAGCGUGAUGUCGCAGAAGGGCUUCCUCAUUGGCCCUGUAACCCCGACACAGGCGGGGACUUACAGGUGUUGUGGACCGUGCCCUGGCUCCUCCUCUGUGUGGUCAGCACCCAGUGACCCCCUGGUGAUUGUGGUCGCAGCUCAGAGAACACUCGUCUAGAGGGCUAUUCACUGUCCCAAUCUUCCAAAUGGCAGAUCUAUGAAUAGUCCAAGGGCAAUUAAGGUUGAAUAUGGAAUUCAGGUUAUUAAGCAGGUGACCCUGAGCAGGUACCUCUCUAGGCGGCGCCAUCAUGGGGGGUCCCAUGCUAACUUCUCCAUGGGUCCUGCGACAGCUGCCCAUGGGGGGACCUGCAGGUGCUUCAGUUCUUUCAAUCGCUCCUUCCAUGAGUGGUCUGCCCCCAGUGACCCCCUGGACAUCAUGAUCACAGGUCUGCACCAGAAACCUUCUCUCUGGGCCCAGCCGGGCGCCGUGGUGAGGUCAGGAGAGAACGUGACCUUCUCCUGCUGCUCUGAGAGUUCCUUUGACGUGUACCAGCUGUCCAGGGAUGAGCAGCCCCACGAGUGCUGGCUCGCUAAGGGGCAGAGGCGUGGUGGUGAAUCCCAGGCUGACUUCCCUCUGGGCCCCGCACACUCAGCCCUGGGCGGGACCUACAGAUGCCAUGGCUCUUUCAACCGCUCUCCCUGUGAGUGGUCAGGCCCGAGUGACCCACUGUACAUUUCUAUCACAGGAAACUCUUCAACGAGUUGUCUCCCAUCCACGAAACCGACCUGCAAAGCUGGUAACCCCAGACACCUGCAUGUUCUGGCUGGGCCCUUAGUGGCCAUCGUCUUCCUCGCUGUCCUUCUUUUCGUCCUCACUCGUCAGUGGUGCCCUGCCAAAGAAAAUGUUGCUAUAAUGAACAGAGAGCCCGAGGUGGACAGAAUGGUGAGCAGGGAGGACCCUCAGGCAGAAGACCCACAGGAGGUGAUAGACACACAGUCGGAUCACUGCAUUUCCACGUGGAAGAAAACCACUCCCACUUUUCAGAGGCCUGAGGAAUCCUUGCGUGAUGACAGUGUGUAUGUGGAACUUGCAACAUGCUGAGAGCAAUCAAGGCAUGAGUCCUAUGCCCCAAGCACGCACAGGAAGAUGCUGAGAAGGCUCUCCGUGGACCCCAUAGCUCUUUCUGAAACCCCUCCUAACGACAACUGGAAUCUGAAGACAGAAGUCUUCAUUUUCCUUUCACCCUAAGAUGAGAUAAAAAUCUCAGAACCGCCUAGAAAUCCCCCCAUCCAUUCUAGGAUGCUAUUAGGAUGAUCCAGACAUUUCCAAUAUUGUCCACAAAAUCACCUUUU